Messenger RNA from Manacus vitellinus (golden-collared manakin), 3954 nucleotides. It is a transcript of the gene EPS15L1, whose product is annotated as epidermal growth factor receptor pathway substrate 15 like 1. Lineage: Eukaryota; Metazoa; Chordata; Aves; Passeriformes; Pipridae. Gene Ontology annotation, molecular function: cadherin binding; calcium ion binding. The transcript is spliced from 23 exons. Gene Ontology annotation, biological process: endocytosis; endosomal transport. The record is from RefSeq and is a predicted model, not a curated record. The coding region runs from base 1 to 2562 and encodes 853 amino acids. Gene Ontology annotation, cellular component: cytoplasm; clathrin coat of coated pit; plasma membrane.
AUGCUUAUUUUUUCUACUGGGAACCCAAUAUACGAAACUUACUACAAACAGGUAGAUCCAACAUACACAGGGAGAGUUGGGGCAAGUGAAGCUGCUCUGUUUCUUAAAAAAUCUGGUCUCUCUGAUAUCAUCCUUGGAAAAAUAUGGGAUUUGGCUGACCCAGAGGGGAAAGGAUACUUAGAUAAACAGGGUUUCUACGUCGCUCUGCGCCUCGUGGCCUGCGCCCAGAACGGCCACGACGUCAACAUGAGCAGCCUCAGCUUGACUGUGCCACCUCCUAAAUUCCAUGACAGUAGCAGUCCUUUGCUGAUCACACCCCCUUCAACAGAGACUCACUGGGCUGUCAGGGUGGAAGAAAAAGCAAAGUUUGAUGGUAUUUUUGAAAGCCUUUUGCCAGUAAAUGGUUUACUUUCAGGAGACAAAGUAAAACCAGUACUGAUGAAUUCAAAGCUACCUCUCGAUAUCCUCGGAAGGGUCUGGGAUCUCAGUGAUAUUGAUAAAGAUGGUCACCUGGACAAGGAUGAAUUUGCUGUGGCAAUGCAUUUGGUUUAUAGAGCUCUUGAGAAAGAGUCAGUCCCUUCACAAUUGCCCCCUUCUCUCAUACCACCUUCUAAAAGAAAGAAGAUGCCCGUGUUCCCUGGAGCAGUUCCUGUUCUCCCUGCAAGCCCCCCGCCCAAGGACAGCCUCCGUUCCACCCCCUCCCACGGCAGUGUCAACAGCCUGAACAGCACGGGGAGCCUGUCCCCCAAGCACAGCAUCAAACAAGCACAGCCAGCUGUGAACUGGGUGGUGCCAGUGGCUGAAAAAGUGAGAUACGAUGAGAUUUUCUUAAAAACGGACACAGACAUGGAUGGGUUUGUGAGUGGCCAAGAAGUAAAGGACAUUUUUAUGCAUUCAGGUCUGUCUCAGAAUCUCCUAGCACAUAUAUGGGCUUUGGCAGACACGAGGCAGAUGGGGAAGCUCAGCAAAGACCAGUUUGCACUUGCCAUGUAUCUCAUUCAACAGAAGGUCAGCAAAGGGAUUGAUCCUCCCCAAGUGUUAUCCCCAGAUAUGAUCCCUCCCACAGAGAGGAACACUCCCAUCCAGACUCUGUCAGGUUACUUGACCCCUGUAGGAACUGAGAUCUCAGCCCUCUCAGAGAUGCGGCGUGACAGUGCAAGUUCUGUUGGAUCAGGAGAAUUCACAGGAGUGAAGGAGCUGGAUGAUAUUAGCCAAGAAAUCGCUCAGCUGCAGAGAGAAAAGUAUUCACUAGAGCAGGACAUUAGGGAAAAAGAAGAAUCAAUCAGACAGAAAACCAAUGAAGUUCAGGAACUGCAGAAUGACUUAGACAGGGAGACAAGUACCUUGCAGGAGCUGGAGGCUCAGAAACAAGAUGCCCAGGACAGGCUGGAUGAGAUGGACCAGCAGAAAGCCAAGCUGAAGGAUAUGCUCAAUGAUGUCAGGCAGAAAUGCCAGGAAGAAACCCAGGUGAUUUCAUCACUGAAAAUGCAGAUUCAAUCUCAGGAAUCAGAUUUAAAAUUACAGGAAGAUGACCUCAACAGAGCAAAAGCAGAGCUGAACCGCCUGCAGCAGGAAGAGACUCAGCUAGAGCAGAGUAUCCAGGCUGGAAAAGUGCAGCUUGAAACAAUAAUCAAAUCUUUAAAAUCAACACAAGAAGAAAUAAACCAGGAUGAUCCAUUUAAGAACAAAGCCUUGAUGUUUACCAAUAAUACACAAGAAUUGCACACAGACCCAUUCCAGUCAGAAGAUCCUUUCAAAUCUGACCCAUUUAAGGGAGCAGACCCCUUCAAAGGCAACCCCUUUGGAGGUGAUCCCUUUAAGGAGAGUGACCCAUUUCGGAGCUCUGCCCCCGAGGAUUUCUUCAAGAAGCCAGUGAAGAGCGACCCAUUUACCUCAGAUCCAUUCACAAAGCCCCCUGCUUUACCCUCAAAGCCUGACCCUUUUGAAAGCACUGAUCCUUUUACGUCUUCCAGUAUCUCUUCAAAAGGUCCAGAUCCAUUUGGAACACUGGAUCCAUUUGGAAGUGGUGCUUUCAGUAGUGGGGAGGGAUUUGCAGACUUCAGUCAGAUGUCAAAGUCAGCAGCUCCUGACCCCUUUGCCUCCUCUUUUGGAGGGGUGGGAUUUUCAGAUGACCCUUUCAAAAGCAAAUCAGACACACCAGCGUUACCACCCAAGAAAAAUGUCCCUCCACGGCCCAAGCCACCCAGUGGUAAAAGCACUCCUGUCAGCCACCUUGGGCCUGCAGAUUUUCCCAAGCCCCAUGAUCCAUUCCAGCCAUUUGGGGCUGACAGCAGUGACCCCUUUCAAAGUAAAAAGGGGUUUGGGGACCCAUUUAGUGGAAAAGAUCCAUUUGCUCCCUCCUCUUCAAGUAAAACUUCUAAAGACUCUUCCUUGGGGUUUGCAGACUUCAGCUCUUUUGGAAAUGAGGAGCAGCAGCUGGCCUGGGCCAAGAGGGAGAGUGAGAAAGCAGAGCAAGAAAGACUGGCCCGGUUGCGGAGACAAGAACAAGAAGACCUCGAGCUGGCCAUUGCCCUCAGUAAGGCUGACAUGCCAAACUCCUAAAGAGGGGCUUGGGCUCCACCCCAUCCAAGAGAAACCUUGGAAAAUGGCUUUUGGUAAAAAUACUAAACCCUUGGUUUCUGUUGUGAAAAUAAUUUUAGUCACCUUCAGAUUUAAACAAGACCUGGCUGGGGGCGUCCGCCCGGGCUCUGUGUGGCUUCUCUCAAGUGCAUAAUCUGCAGGAAACACUGUAAUAAGCUGUAUUAUAUGUUCUAGAUAAAAAUUUAUUGCUUGUAAGAAAUGUAACGUAUAAUCCUGAGAUACUGAAAGUUUUCUUUUCUCUGGGGGACAAAUGUUGCACAUUAGGAAAUUGCAACGUGUGAACCUGGCUUUUUAUAACCUGAAUUCCAUUGGGGGUUUGGAGGCUGCAGGAUGAACUUCAAAGAAAAUGUCAUAAAGAAGAGAAUAUUUACAGAAUUAGCUUUCACUUGUUACGUUUAUUUAAUAAUUCAUGGUAGCCUAAUCAGUUUGUCACCUGCAUCAUCUGUGUCAAAGCAUAAAUUCAUUAUUAGAUGGUCCCUUUUAAUCCAGAAGAUGUGGCUUUUACAAAAGAAUCUAGCAGUUUAUAUAUGAUGGAUGCAAACAGUGAACUGUGUAAAAGAGUACAGACUUGAAGCCUUUAUGAAUGGGUGGUUCUGAUUUAAACAUUUGUUUGUGUUGAGUUUUAAUAAUUGUACGUGAGGUGGUAAAAGAGGGAGUUCAUUCAGCUGCAGGAAAUUGGAUAAAUCAUUUGGCAGUUAAAUUAUGAAGUGAAAUUUUGCUGUAUCAUGAGCAAAGGGUGGUGAUACACGUUUGGGUGCUGCUUUCAUGUGAAAUCAGGAAAUCAAGCAAUGGAAAAAUGGCUGAGUUUGAGGAGUGUCCAUCCCUCCAACCCAUUGUACCCUCAUUUACUCCAACAGCCUGGGCUGUGUCCCUGCCUCUGCUUCUUUAAUUCCACCAGUCCUGUGGGGUUACAGAUCAGACCUGAUUUAGCUGAAUCAGUUUUUCUUUGCCAAAUACAUAUUCACACACAAGUUCUGGCAGCACUGGUGGUCUGGGUUGGCUCUGAAAUCCAGUUUGCAGCCCCCAGAGCAGGCAGGGACAGGUUUUCUAUGCACUGACUGCUUCCACCUGGAAAGGGCAGCACAGCAUGUGUCUGACAUGUCAGACAAGAAAAUAAGGCUGUGAAUUCUUUACUUACUAAAAAUGCCUUUUCUGAUUACAGGAAUUCUAAAGCUACAGUUGUCUUUGCCUUGGACUUUUCUGUCUCACAGAGUAGGGAACCUACCACAACAUUUUUACGUGUCCUCAGUCUUAUUUCCUGCCCUGUGGGAAUACAAAGCUUAACAUUCUGGGGUUUUAGUGAUGCAGCCCUUAUCUUACAACAUUUUCUCAGUUUUUUGGGGGUUUUUUUGU